AAAUACGAAUGGGUCUAGCGGGACAUCUACCUUCAUGAUAUUGUAAAUUUCAUUUUUAAUGCCUCCCCAGAAGCCAUGAAUUAUUGGGCAGUCCCAAAAGAUAUGCGCAUGAUCCCAAUUUUUUCCCCUAUUUCUCCGACACACUGCCAAUGAAGUUUCUUUCAUAUAUGACGAGAUGAUGAGGGGAGUAUUAAAUUAUCUGAUUUUUAUUUUCCAGUCAGCUCUUUCCAUAAUUGACUAUUGAUUCCUUGAUGACACUUUGCUCACAGAUCUUCCCAUACAUUAUCUUCAGUUGUAGUAUUUAAUUCAAAUUCCCAUUUUUUCAAGAUUUGCCAGGUACUUUGUGAACAUUUAACCAUUUUUAUUUAUUAUUAAUUAAUUAACAAGGACGAUGCACAAUACAUGUAUUGUAGUGUGUAAAGCCUCAUUUGUAGUUUAGUUUAGUUUAUUGGAUUAGUUGACAGGGACCAUGUACAGAACAGGUUCUAUAUCAGGAUUAGCUGAAUAGCUAAUUUGCAUCUGUGGUCCCUGGGCAGGAAGUUAAAAGGACAAUAAAACACAUACUAAACAUUACAAACAAUAUCAAAAACAAAACAACAGCAACAACAACAUUACAGAGUAAAACAUUGUACAAAAUACAUAAUACAUUUGGUGUUCAAUAUACAAAGAUCAAUGAUCGCAUGAUUGAUUCUCUUUUAAACAUGUCUCUUGACCCUUGGAGAAGGCCAAUGACAUAAUGUCCUCCAUAUAUAUGUAUACAUGACAUACGUGCUACAACCACAAGUCUAUAUUUUAAAGGAUUCAGUGUUACCAGAAUUUAAUUCCUGGUAGUGUGGACAAGCCUUCAUAACUGCAUUUAGACUUAAAAUUUUUUUUACAGGCAUUACAAUACAUCAGUGAAAUUUAAAGUAUGAAAAAUCAAAAUAUAUUCAUGUAUUUAUCAGACCUGUGACGUCAGUAGUUCAAAACGCAAAGAAACUAAAAAUUCCUGCAUGUCAUUAGGAUAAAAACUGCAGUAGCAUAUUCUGAAAAAUGCCUGAUAUGUCUUCUUUUUUCUUCUUUUUCCCACGUUGAAUGCACCCCUGUUCAAGUAAACACAUUGAUUGAUAGGCAAAACAACCAAUCACCAACCUCGUGACGUAAGACCAUCUUGACCAAUAGUUAUUCUAGAAGAGGCGGGCCUAUUACGGACACCGGCAGAUUAAUGCCUAGUGCGCCGUGUCAUCUUGGUACCGUUACACAUUGUCGGACCGGUUUUGGUAUUUUAUUCGGGUGGAAACGAGAGAAACGUGUUGCCAUCGUUACAGGACCAAUUUCCGGUAGUAGCUGUCUGCACGUGCAGUGUUGGAGAUGGACAAUAGACGCCUGUGCUGCCUUUAACUUCCAACAAUGAACGGAGGAAAAUCAAAGUAGACACUACGGGUUAAAUAUAUCUUGCUGUGUCUUUUUUCUAGUGACAGCUGACUAGCUCAAGGAUGGCAGGAAGUCCUGACCAUAAACAAGAUGAAGAGGGCCUCAGGGACACAGUGGUGCAUUUUCACAGCUACUUGCAUGGAGGGACCUCCAGCUUGCUAUCCACCCUCCCCACCCUCAUCGUCUUCCCUGUGUACAAAAUUGUGUUCCGUCAACAAAUCCACAACACCCCAGUUCACCAGGCAGUGGGACAACUCUAUAAAGAGGGACCUGUAAAGCUGUACAGGGGCGUGGCACCACCGUUACUGAUGAGGACCCUCAAUGGCACGCUGCUCUUUGGCCUUCAGGAUACCCUCCUCCACCAGCUCUCCCUGUCGACCCAAAAUGUCCUCUCCACCUCUGCCCUGCCUGCUCUGGCUGGGUUCGGUGCAGGUAUGGUAGAAGCUGUGGUUUUCACCCCCUUCGAGCGUGUCCAGAAUGUGUUGCAAAACGGCCAAAACGACCGCCAUCUACCCACCCUGAAGAGCGUUCUUGUCAGGCUGAAGGCCCAGACCCCAGCCCUGGGCUUCUACAGAGCCCUGCUGCCCAUCACAGCCCGCAAUUCUCUCGGCAGCUCCCUUUACUUUGGCCUGAAGGGGCCGGUGUGUGCUGUCGUGGAGGGACAGGGCCUGUCUCCGGUGGUUUCCUCCUUCAUCUCAGGGACGCUGACCUCCAUGGCAAUCAGCUUGACUCUUUACCCUCUGUCUGUGCUAGUGGCAAACAUGCAGGCGCAGGUGGGAGGGGAGGCGAAGGGGGUAAUGGCUUGUUGGAGGAUGCUGUGGGAAUCUCGGCAGCGGAGUGUGGCUCUGUUGUACAGAGGAGGUUCUCUGGUUAUUCUGAGAUCCUGCAUUACAUGGGGUAUCGCCACAGCUAUCUAUGACAGGCAGCAGAAACGUUCAGGGUGAAGGGACGCGGUUAAAAAAUGUUGGUUUGAUUGUAUGUAUUAUCUAUCAUCCAGAAAGCCGUGCAACUAUUUUACACUGAUUUUUGUUUAAGUGUAUUUUUCCCACUUGUGUUGUAGCCUACUCCUUAUCACAGCUAACUCUCACUGAUUUCCUGGUGAGUUAACAGCCAAUCAUGUGCGUCGCAGUGCACAAGGAAGUUGAAGGCACCACUGCAAGGACUUGAACUUCCGUCUCUGCAGUGGUGGGCGAGUAUUUAUCAUGAACCAAAGUUACAUAUAACAAUAAUAGAAAUAUGGUGCUGAAUCACAGGUGCCUUGUAUUUUUACUGUCUUGAAGGAGAACUUCUCCAUUUUAACUCAUUAAAAUCAGUUUACUCAUCAUAAGACACACUACUUAUGCUAUGAAAACAGUAUAAUGUCCUCUGUAGCUCUGGAGUAGCUUUGCUUUUUUUUCCAAGUAUGUUAGGGCAUUUCUGCUUUUAUGUACAUGUAGAAAGAGGAAAUGAAAGCAAAGAAAUGGGCCAUGAUGACUUCCAAAAAAGGUCACCAGCCGGACUCAAACAAGGGAAGUUGGAUAAUGUGAUCAGCAACUUAGAUCCCUCAGCCAUUAGGAAGUUCUCCGAACUCUGAUGUUCCUGUCAGGGUUAUCUCAGUUUGGAGAUUAUAACUUGUAACAGAAACCCCGUGUUAAAAUUGGGGGUGUUGAUUUUAACCAGCCAGGCAGGAUCUAACAAAACUGGUGUCAAUAUGAAAAAAAUAUCCAUAAUUUUAGGGUUGGACCCAUAUGAGGUAUUAAAGGUCAGCCUCUGCUUGAUCUUGAUCUGUCUUUUGGAGGUCCCCCAACGAAAGUGCCGUGGAAUUUCCUUUCAGGUACAUAAGGGAGAUGGAUGCAUGUUCAAGGGGAAUUGUCAAGACAUUAUUUUAUUAUUGGAUGAUAUAGAUAUUUCACAUGAAGCAAAGGACUAGAACAAGUAAGACAGAUCACAGUGGUCCUGGGCAAGCAUCUGUCUGCCAGGUGGGACCUUUCUGUGUGGAGCUUUGCAUGUUCUCCCUAUGUCUGCGUAGAUAUGCAGGAUACAUUAGCCAGAAACUAAUAUGCUAUGUAGCACUGUACUACCCAUCCAGGAUGAGUAAGUCAGUAGAUGGAAUAGAUAAAUUUGUUAAAUUCACAAUGUAGCCCAUUAAAUGAAACUGUAACUGUUUGACUGUGAAAGAAAAAUGUCAGGUGACUGUCUGUAACCUCAACAUAUGCCUGUGAAAUAAACACAGAAUAACACUAUGUAAUAAAUAUUGCUGAAUACAGGCUUAUUUCCCUCAAAGUGCAUUAAUAAAUUGAUAUUACUGGU
This is a messenger RNA of Epinephelus moara (kelp grouper), 3702 nucleotides long. RefSeq names its product solute carrier family 25 member 53-like. Lineage: Eukaryota; Metazoa; Chordata; Actinopteri; Perciformes; Serranidae. The record is from RefSeq and is a predicted model, not a curated record. Bases 1476 to 2357 code for a protein of 293 amino acids. The transcript has 2 exons.